AUGAUAACCUCAAAUGAAAAUAUAAAUAUAAAUAAAAAUCCAAUGACUACCAUUAAUUGGAGAAAAAUAAAAAACACGGUAUCAGAACGUAUGAUAGAUCGUUCAUUAGCACAUAAAUUUAUAAUUCCUGAUGAUAAUUUCAAACAAAUGAAAAUCAAGACUAUAAUUUUUAAUAGAUUAUUACAAAGUCGAUGUUAUACUUAUAAAAGAUAUGUUCAGUUAAAGAAAUCUAUGAUUAAAAUUAUUUCUGAAGAGAAGGAUAUUGAAAGUUUAAAUGAUAUUGAUCAUAUUUUUGAUAAAUUUAUGCUACCAAUUGCUAAUGAUGAUAUUGAUUCGGAUAUUGAUAAUAAUAAUUAUAAUUCAGACCAAUCAAAUAAUUCAUUAGAUAAUAAUAAUAAGGAUAGAGAGUUAAAUGAGAUUGAUGAAUCAGCUAACAUCAACGACCUAAAUAAAGACAGAAUAAUUUAUUCAAAUCAAAAUUUAAACCAUCAAUUAGCUACAGAACAACUUAAUAGCAAUAAUGAUAAUAAUAAUACUAACAAUGCCGAUUAUGAGCAUGAAAUAUUUCAUGAAAGUGAUGAUGAUGGAAAUGCAAGUGAUUCGAAAAAGGAGUAUGAUGAACAAGAAUCAUUAGUAACAACAAAAUUAAAAUCUGAUUCAGAAGGUGACAUUAAUAACAAAUAUUCACCAAUAAUUCAUAAUGAUGCUGAUGAUGAUAAUAAUGAUGAUAAUGUUGAUGAUAAUAAUGAUGAAAGUAUAGGCGAUUUUGUGAAGCAGUAUGAUGAAAAAGAAUUAUUAGUAACAACAAAAUCAAAAUCUGAUUCAGAAGAUGACAUUAAUAACAAAUAUUCACCAUUAAUUCAUAAUGAUGCUAAUGAUGAUGAUUUUAAUGAUGAUGAUGAUAAUGAUGGAAAUGCAGGCGAUUCUAUGAAGCAGUAUGAUGAAAAAGAAUUAUUAGUAACAACAAAAUCAAAAUCUGAUUCAGAAGGUGACAUUAAUAACAAAUAUUCACCAUUAAUUCAUAAUGAUGCUAAUGAUGAUGAUUUUGAUGAUGAUGAUGAUAAUGAUGGAAAUGUAGGCGAUUCUAUGAAGCAGUAUGAUGAAAAAGAAUUAUUAGUAACAACAAAAUCAAAAUCUGAUUCAGAAGGUGACAUUAAUAACAAAUAUUCAUCAUUAAUUCAUAAUGAUGCUGAUGAUAAUGAUGAUCAAAAUGAUGAUGAUGAUGAUAAUAAACAAAGCUCAACAUCAGGAAAAAAUAAAACACAAGUAAAAAUAACAAACUAUGAGGUAGUAACUUCAAAGUAUACUAUUAUAAAAGAUAAAAAUAAAAUAGUAGAUUACCGAAACUUGAAAAAUGCUAAUAAACAAUCAUUAAGCAUUAAUAAUAAUUUUAAUAGUGUAAUUAGUUCACCACAUUCUUCUAGUGAUAAUGACGAUGAUGAUGACAUUAAUCAGGAUAAUUUAAAUGAUUAUCACUUGAAAGAAAAAAGAAAAUUUGAAAUACAUAAUAAUAAUAAAUCUUAUGGACCAUCAUUAAUAGCAACUCCAAGAGUUAGUGAGUCAUUAGAAUAUGUAUUAAAAAAUUUACCUUUUCGUGAAUAUUAUUCACAGCCAAAGGAGAAUGAUGAUUUGUCAUCGAGUUAUAUAAAUAAUAAUAGUGAAAUCAGUGAUCACAAUAUAGAUGAUUAUAUUGAAGAUGAAUUAAAGUCGAAGCGCCCUACAGAUGUUGAUAGUUUUGCUAUAAGUAGAAAAUUAAUAACUUUGAGUUCAACACAGUCGUCUUGUACGUGUGAAGAUCUGAAUGAAGAUGACGAAAUUUUAGUAAUGGAUAUUCCCAAGUCUAUUAUUGAUAAAGGAAAUUUGGAAGGACAAUCAAUGAAACUUAAAAAACGAUCUAUAAAAAUAGGUGAUACUCGUUAUAAAAUAAGUAUAAAAGACAAUGAUGAAUUUACUUGUGUUUUUCGAGUUAAUAAUCAAGAUGAUUUGUAUAAAAUAGAGAAUAUUCAACCAAUAAAAUCAAUUGUUAUUCAAGAGCCUCAAUGUGCUCCAGACAAACGAGACAGUUUUUAUCAAGAUGAUAAUGACAUUGUUAAAGACAUCGAAGAUACAAUACCUUUUCCAAACAAUUUAAAAACAAGAAACCCUCUAUUGAUCGAUCAUCAACAAAUUAUUGAAUUAAAACAUAGUAAAAGAAAAGAAAAUAAUAGUUUGCAAAAUGAUUUAGUCAAGUUCAAGAAAGUGAAAAUAUUGUAAUAACAAGUAUGGUUAUUAUUUUUAAAUUUAUGAAAAUUGUAUUAAUAAUAAAACAAAUAAUGAUUAAGUUUA
This is a messenger RNA of Microplitis demolitor, 2325 nucleotides long. RefSeq names its product protein PFC0760c. The transcript has 4 exons. The coding region runs from base 1 to 2253 and encodes 750 amino acids. The record is from RefSeq and is a predicted model, not a curated record. Lineage: Eukaryota; Metazoa; Arthropoda; Insecta; Hymenoptera; Braconidae.